AUGGCGAUGUCCCAGGCAGCAAACCUACUGGAAAAGAAACUCCCACGUGGUAAUAAUGCGACAAUCACCACUGACGUGUCUAACUACGCCAAUGAACAUGGAAUGGAGACAGGAGAGAUGAUCCAGGCUACUACUUGGCAAGGGAAGAACCAAGUCAAAGUUGUGAAAAUGCCGAAGCCGCGUGUGAUCGACCCUGGAGACGUUAUUGUCAGGAUCACAGGCACCACUAUUUGCGGUAGCGAUCUGCACCUGUAUCACGGGGUCAUUCCCGAGAUGCAGAAGGGCGACGUGCUCGGCCAUGAAUGCUGUGGAAUUGUGGAAAGUGUAGGGCCAGAGGCAAAGAACGUCAAAGUCGGAGAAAGAGUUGUUGUUGCUUUUCCGAUUGCCUGUGGGACUUGCAGGAAUUGUCGGAAAGAGUAUUAUUCUGUAUGUGAACGAACCAACGAGAAUGCUCUGGCCAAUGCCUUGUAUGGGAAGCGAACUGCAGGCAUGUUUGGCUAUUCCCAUUUCACAGGUGGGUUUGCAGGUGGCCAGGCCGAGUAUGUUCGAGUUCCGUACGGCGACGUCAAUUUGCUUCAAAUUCCAGCAGAUGUACCAGAUGAGAAGGCACUUUAUGUCUCAGAUGUUAUGGCAACAUCAUGGAACUGUGUGGUCGACACGGGUGUGAAGAAAGGAGAUGUUGUUGCGAUCUGGGGAGCCGGACCGAUUGGGCAGAUGUGCGCACAGUAUAGCUUCUUCCAUGGAGCUAGUCGAGUCAUCCUUAUCGAUGGAGGUGACGGUGCAUGGCGAUUGGACUUCGUGAAGACUAAAGAACCGAGGAUCGAGACGAUCAUCUUCAGUGACCUACCGAAAGGUGAGUCGGUGACAUCACAGCUGAAAAAGAUGGUCGAGGGCGGACCCGAUGUUGCUUUAGAGUGUGCAUCGGGUGAAUAUGCCAAAGGAUGGGCGCAUUACUUUGAGCAGAGGCUUGGGUUGGAGACGGACACUUCGGAGAUGUUGAAUGAAAUGAUCACUGCCGUUCGCCCGUUCGGUCAUGUUGGGGUGACAGGUGUCUAUAGCGCAUUUACCAAUCACUUUAACAUUGGGGCUCUGAUGCAGACAGGUGUUCACCUUAUGGGUAAUGGACAAGCUCCUGUUCAAAAGUAUUGGAAGCACCUCAUGCAUCUCAUCGAGACAAACCAGAUCAAUCCGCUAGAUAUGGUGACCCACCGUGUCCAUUUGGAAGACAUGGAAAAAUUGUAUGCGAGUUUCAAUAAGCGGGAGAUAGGCAUGCAGAAGGUCUUUGUGGAGACCCAGUACUCUGCUCCUCCAGCAGAGGGAACUCCUCGAUUAACGCAGUUGUGA
Molecule: messenger RNA, 1344 nt
Organism: Penicillium roqueforti
Lineage: Eukaryota; Fungi; Ascomycota; Eurotiomycetes; Eurotiales; Aspergillaceae
Product: zinc-dependent alcohol dehydrogenase
Exons: 5
Coding region: 1-1344 (447 amino acids)
Molecular function (GO): oxidoreductase activity; zinc ion binding
Source: RefSeq, a predicted model, not a curated record